Oncorhynchus kisutch (coho salmon) is the source of this 1608-nucleotide messenger RNA. RefSeq names its product cytokine induced apoptosis inhibitor 1 (gene ciapin1). The transcript is spliced from 9 exons. Gene Ontology annotation, cellular component: cytoplasm. The record is from RefSeq and is a predicted model, not a curated record. Gene Ontology annotation, molecular function: iron-sulfur cluster binding. Bases 293 to 1231 code for a protein of 312 amino acids. Gene Ontology annotation, biological process: iron-sulfur cluster assembly. Lineage: Eukaryota; Metazoa; Chordata; Actinopteri; Salmoniformes; Salmonidae.
GCAAGCUCUCUUGCGAUUUAGACCUAAAUCAGUCUACACGAUUACCAAAAACAAGUUCCUGAGCUAAUGUCUAGACUAAGACCAACUAGCAAGUCUUGGCUCACCGCUGCCAAGACAUCGAAGGGCUCUUCCAACUCGAAGUCCUUGUAGCAGCGCCGCCAUAUCUAGCUACGAACUGUUUUUUGAAGAUAUCAGACGCGUCAUUUUUACGCGACUCUCUUUAAGCAGUACGCAAGUCGAAUAUUUCCCAGUUGUUUUGAACGAGGCAAUUGUUUUGACCGGAGAGGAGGACAUGGCAGACCUUGGUGUGAAAGCAGGAGAUAAGGUGCUUUUGGUGUGGAGCCAGCCUUCGUCCCCAACAACCCUGAAGGAGCUGGCAGAGUGUCUAGGGGCCAUGGUUGGCACCGAUGGCCGUGUGUCCCUGGAGAAUAUGGAAAGACUUAUGAUGUCUUCACAUGCAGCAUCAAGCUACGACUGGGUCCUCGCAAGUGUACUCUCUGACAGCUUUUCUGUCCACACCUCAGAGACACUAGCAGAGAUGGCCAGAGUGAUCAAACCUGGCGGAAAACUAGUGCUUGAAGAACCUGUUACAGGAACUGAUGACCAAAAAGUGAGGACUGCUGAGAAGCUUAUAUCAGCCUUGAAGUUGUCUGGCCUGGUGUCAGUGACUGAGGUCAGUAAAGAACCCCUGACCCCAGAGGCUGUGUCUGCCCUGAAGACAUACACAGGCUUCCAGGGUAACACACUAUCCAGGGUGCGCAUGUCUGCUUCUAAACCCAACUUUGAAGUGGGCUCUUCAAGCCAGCUGAAGCUUUCCUUUGGGAAAAAGACCUCAAAACCAGACAAACCUGUACUUGACCCCAAUGCUGCCAGGGCGUGGACCCUGUCAGCCAAUGACAUGGAUGAUGAUGAUGUGGACCUGGUAGAUUCAGAUGCGCUGUUGGAUGCAGAUGACUUUAAGAAGCCAGACGCAUCCUCCCUCAAAGCGCCCUCCUGUGGUGAUGGAACCACCAAGAAAAAGAAGGCUUGCAAGAACUGCUCAUGUGGUCUUGCUGAGGAGUUGGAACAGGAGAGCAAGGGUGCCAAGACAAUCAGCCAGCCCAAGUCCGCCUGUGGAAGUUGUUACCUGGGCGAUGCCUUCCGAUGUGCCAGCUGUCCGUACAUUGGGAUGCCUGCCUUCAAACCUGGGGAGAAGAUUGUACUAGCCAACACAGGGCUAAAUGAUGCCUAGGAACAACCACAAUAUAUACUUUCUGGAAUAUCACAUUCCUUACAUCAUUCUAACCUCCCACCCCCUGGAGUCAAUGACCAAUGCCAGGUUCUCACGUAGAAGAGCCAUUCUGACCAUCUCAAGUAGAAGAGCAAAAAGCAGGUAGUUUGAAGUAAAUGUAUUUGGAGUAGCGAAACAAUCCAGGUUACAGGCUUAUUUGACCAUGUAAAAACUGUUCCUGGACAUACAAUGAAGAUUUCACAGGGCACUCACCAUAUUAACAUACAGGUGUCCAUAAUAAAUGUCAGUUCAAUUAACCGUGUGUAUAUUACUAUCUGUAUUGUUUUCUACAAAAAUAUGUCUUAUUAAAUGGGAAAUCCUGAAAAUAGACUAAGUCA